AUGACGAACUUUUGUUGUCGUUUCGUUAAGAAUUAUGCUACAUUGACCCAACCAUUACGAGAACUCACAAAGAAGGAUGUACCAUUUCUGUGGACAGGGAAACAAGAACGAGCAUUGGAGAAACUACGUGAUGCCCUUACGAAUGCUUCAGAAAACGCAUACUCCGAUUCUACCAAGACGACCGAAGUCUUCACUGAUGCAAGUCCCGUCGGUGUUGCUGCUGUGCUCACUCAGAAGGAACCUAACAGUGAUGAAAGAAAGAUAGUUGCCUAUGCCAGUCAAGCCCUGUCAAUAACAGAACAGAGAGAGAAGCCCUAGCCAUUGUUUGGUCAUGUGAGCAUUUUCAUUUAUACCUGUACGGAGGAAGAUUCGCCGUAUUUACUGACCAUCAACCGUUGGUCACGAUAUUCUCAAACCCAGCAUCAAAACCGUCAGCUCGUCUAGAAAGAUGGUCCCUGCAUUUACAACCUUAUGACGUCACAAUACGCUAUCAGCCUGGAACUGAAAAUCCGUCAGAUUAUCUAUCGAGACACCCGCUUCGUGAUGUUACUCCGAACAGCCGUCAAGAGAAGGUAGCUGAAGAAUUCGUUAACUUCCUGGCAGAAACCUCUAUGCUUAAAGCCAUCAACCUGACAGAUUUGAGGUCGGCAACGAGACAUGACGCUACCCUACAAGCCAUAAUGAAAGCUGUUCAAACCGGGAAAUGGCACGAAACCUCCAAAGAUGCAAGAAUCAACAUUUCAGAUUUUCAGAGUUUUGAGAAAGUAAGAAACGAACUGUGUACUCUACCCGACCUAGUCUUGAGAGAACAUAGAAUUGUGAUUCCCGAAGCAUUACGAGAGAAAGUGAUAGAUAUAGCUCACAAAGGUCACAUGGGAGUGGUUAAAACCCAAGCAUAUUGA
This is a messenger RNA of Paramuricea clavata, 902 nucleotides long. The record is from the annotation of a GenBank genome assembly. NCBI's taxonomy places the organism in Eukaryota, Metazoa, Cnidaria, Anthozoa, Malacalcyonacea, Plexauridae.